Messenger RNA from Vanessa tameamea, 1340 nucleotides. RefSeq names its product carboxypeptidase B-like. Bases 36 to 1325 code for a protein of 429 amino acids. The record is from RefSeq and is a predicted model, not a curated record. Gene Ontology annotation, biological process: proteolysis. NCBI's taxonomy places the organism in Eukaryota, Metazoa, Arthropoda, Insecta, Lepidoptera, Nymphalidae. The transcript has 6 exons. Gene Ontology annotation, molecular function: zinc ion binding; metallocarboxypeptidase activity.
AUUCAUACGAUUCGUAGUCUCGUUACGAUACAGUUAUGCGUUGGUUAUUGGGUAUAUUUGUGUGUGUGAGUUGUGUGUACGCGAGACACGAGCAGUAUGAUAAGUCCGCACUUUUCAAUGUAAAAGUCAAAGAUGUCGAACAGAUUAACUACUUCAAUUCCCUGGACUAUCCUCUGGAUAUAUGGAUGUACGCGACACAAGAAAGAGACGGCAUAGUUCUUGUACCCAAAGACUAUGUCCAGCUGUUCCAAGAUGAGCUCAAUUCUAAGGGGAUAGAGUUCGUUAUUGAAGUUGAAAAUAUUAAAGAUUCGCUGGAGCUUGAAGACAAAUUGAGGGCUGACAAAGCUAGAAAUAGAGCUAUGAGAUCUGAUAAUGAUUUAUUAGUUAACUUUGACGAUAUUUACAAUCUCACUGAGGUCAACAAUUAUCUCAAAAAAAUAGCUGAGGCGUAUCCAGAUGUAGUCACUUUAGUCAAUGGAGGAAAGUCUUUUGAAGGCAGAGACAUGAACUACUUAAAAAUUUCAAACAGCAAAUUUGAGGACGCAAGUAAACCAAUCAUCUUCAUCGAAUCGUUACUUCACGCCCGGGAAUGGGUCACACUUCCAGCAACAUUGUACGCAAUCGAGAAACUUGUCGUCAAUGUCACUGAUCAAUAUCUGAUUGAUGACUUCGACUGGAUCAUCAUGCCAGUCGCCAACCCAGAUGGCUACGAAUUCAGUCACGACGGAGGUCGCUUCUGGCGUAAAAACCGCAGGAAUGGAUUAUUACCCGGUGAUGUUUGCCUCGGCGUCGAUCUCAAUAGAAACUUCGACAUCUUUUACAGUUUAGGAUCCAGCAACAAUGUUUGCUCUGAUAUCUACCAUGGUACCUCCGCCUUCUCUGAACCCGAGACUCAAGUCAUAAGAGAUAUCUUACAUAGCGAUGAUCGCAUUGAAAUAUUCUUGGACAUACACAGCUUUGGUAAUUUGAUUCUUUACGGUUGGGGAUCUGGCGACCUCCCCGAGAAUGCAUUUGCUUUACACGUCGCAGGAAUACAAAUGGCCACAGCGAUCGAUGAAGUUAAAGAAGAUUGGAACUUAAAUUACAGGGUCGGCAACUCAGCCCUCGUACUCUACCCUGCAUCUGGUACUGCUAUGGAUUAUGGUCUUAAAGCUGGUGUGCCAUUGUCAUAUACAUAUGAACUGCCAGCUCGUAGGAACUCUGGUUCUACUAUUUUUGGGUUUUUAGUAGAUCCUGACUUUAUUAAACCAUCUGCAGUUCAAACGUGGGAAGGAAUUAAGGCAGGCGCUAUUUUCCUACGCAACACCCGCCGUAAUUUGGCUUAAUUUUUAAUAAAAUGU